Molecule: messenger RNA, 540 nt
Organism: Orycteropus afer afer
Lineage: Eukaryota; Metazoa; Chordata; Mammalia; Tubulidentata; Orycteropodidae
Product: nucleoside diphosphate-linked moiety X motif 8-like
Exons: 5
Coding region: 1-540 (179 amino acids)
Biological process (GO): positive regulation of DNA-templated transcription
Molecular function (GO): coenzyme A diphosphatase activity; DNA-binding transcription factor activity
Source: RefSeq, a predicted model, not a curated record
AUGGUGCCCGACUGCCUGUCGGCGGAGGGCGAGCGGCGCUGCCGGCAGCUGCUGGCGCGGGCCACGGCUCGGUACCGUGCGCGGCCCGCGGGAGCCGCGGUGCUCGUGGCGCUGUGCUUGGUGCGCGGGGCCCCGGCACUGCUCUACACGCUGCGGUCCAGUCGCCUGGCCGGGAGGCACAAAGGCGACGUCAGUUUCCCAGGCGGCAAGUGUGACCCUGAUGACCAGGAUGUGGUGCACACUGCCCUGCGGGAGACCCUGGAGGAGCUGGGUCUGGCCGUUCCUGAGCACCAUGUGUGGGGGAUCCUGCACCCCGUGUUCGACCAGAUCACCCAGCUGAAAAUUGCCAGCAACCCUUUUGCCAAAGGCUUUAGAGACAGUGAUCCGGAUUCCUGGCUUGUGUCCCCACGGCCCCUGCUCAGUGUCCCGGCCCAAAGUCGAAGCAGCCUGAGUUCCUGCCCGCUGAAGGGCCCCACAGAGCAGGAGAAAGGUCCCGCCCGGCGGCAUCUCAAUGCGAGUCUGGGGUCCAGCCCCGGCUAG